Messenger RNA from Scomber japonicus (chub mackerel), 1497 nucleotides. Its product is annotated as F-box only protein 33. The transcript has 6 exons. Lineage: Eukaryota; Metazoa; Chordata; Actinopteri; Scombriformes; Scombridae. Gene Ontology annotation, molecular function: protein binding. The coding region runs from base 1 to 1488 and encodes 495 amino acids. Gene Ontology annotation, biological process: positive regulation of protein ubiquitination; SCF-dependent proteasomal ubiquitin-dependent protein catabolic process. Gene Ontology annotation, cellular component: SCF ubiquitin ligase complex. The record is from RefSeq and is a predicted model, not a curated record.
AUGGCUCUGUGCGGGGGUGUUGGAGCCAUGGCUUUGCCCAGCGAGCUUAUCGUCCAUAUAUUCUCCUUUCUGUCCGACCGAGACAAGCUCCGGGCCUCGGCCGUGUGCUCCCGGUGGAGGGAGUGUCUCUUCUACCCCGCUCUGUGGACCGAGCUCAAACUGCGGAUAGGUGGUGGUUGCUUCAACGGCUCCGGUUCCUCCGAGGAGUCGUCCAGACUGGAGUUCCUCAUGCGGAAAUUCGGUUCUUUCGUGCGGGAGCUGCAGCUUGAACUCGCCCCCGUGGAGGGUUAUCUGAGCCCGCUGAACAACGACCCGUCCUCCCCACGAAUGGACCAGCCUCCCGGUGCCGACAGCGACCCGCAGCUCUCCGAGCGAUGGAGAGACGCCGUGACCACCUACUUGGACCAGGUGCUGUGUGUCUUCACCAGCAUUCGCAACAACAGGAACCUACAGAAGCUGAGCCUGUAUGGAGACACCUGUAUUCUCCAGCAAGAGGGACUAUUGGACAGCUCCAACCUGCACCAGAUCCACCAGGGGGACAAAAAGAUCAACGAAAUCCAGCAGUUGUUCAUGGAGUUGUUGUCAAACAGCAGGCAGAUGAGGUGGCUGUCCUGUAGCUUCAUGCUGGGUCUUGUGACUCCCUGCUCCUUAGCCUGUCUGUCAAAUCCUUCUGCCGAGACCCUGCAGCACCUCAGUUUACUGGACCACCAGCUGGGUCCCCUCAUCUCACCAUCAGAGCUGGAUCGUCUCUCUAACCUUCACUCCCUGGCUCUGGAUUUCUCCGAUCUGACCUCUGAGCUCUGCGGUCUGCUGGCAUCUCCGCGCCGUACUCCACUGCACCGCCUCUCCCUGCUGCUCAACGGUGCCGCCCUGGAGUUCAAACCGUUAGAAGGGACAGCUACAGAGGAAGACUGGAAGGCACUGGUCCGUGUGAGUGCCAACCUGCGAGUGUACAUCAUGACCUUGGAGGUUGACAGCUCAGAGCUCCUCAGGGUCCUAAAGCCUAGCCUCCCUCUGGAACGCCUCCACCUCGACAGUUACAGCACGCUCGUGACCGACGCCACCCUGGAGCUCAUCUCUCAGCAAUACAACAAAACGCUGACUCACUUCCUGCUCCUGAGGGAUGACCCCAACUUCCCCGACCUCAGCGUCAACCGCAACGAGGAUCCCUUGGUCCUCUUGGCAUGGAGGUGUACUCAGUUGGCUGUACUGGUGAUACAUGGUUACACCGUGUGGUCUCACAACCUGGUGGCCAUCUCCCGUCUGCGAGGCUCCAACCUCCGCGUCCUGACCGUGUCCGAGGAGAGCAUCGACUUCGACCCGGACCAGUCCGUGUGCAUGGAGGGCGACCCGGUCCACAACCUGGUCAAGGAGGUGUCGCUGGGCCUGGGUCGCGUCUGGCACCCCUGCUUGGAUUCCAGCCUGGUUUUGUCCGAACCCACCCAGCACUUCCACCGCGAGCUGCACGCCUUCAGCAUGGGCAUGUAGGCAGGGGCG